This is a messenger RNA of Conger conger (European conger), 1997 nucleotides long. RefSeq lists its product as uncharacterized. The coding region runs from base 205 to 1389 and encodes 394 amino acids. The transcript is spliced from 2 exons. NCBI's taxonomy places the organism in Eukaryota, Metazoa, Chordata, Actinopteri, Anguilliformes, Congridae. The record is from RefSeq and is a predicted model, not a curated record.
GGGUCCUCUGGAAUGCUUGGAGGGAUGGAGGAGCUCCAAGGGGGAGUGCCACGGGAACAAGCCUAUAUAUACAUCCCAACCCUGGGUGCUCACUGCUCAAAGGCACAGCUGGUCUCUGGUUGAAACUGGAGUGCACCCCUCUGUUGAACUAGAGGCACUCCUGAACAUUGGGAAGUGAAAGUGCACCCUGUGCAAGUGGGAAUCAUGAGCCGUGUGGAAGAAUGGGUGCUGCAGAACAAGGACAAAAUUGAGAAAGGGGUGGAGAUAAUGGGCCAAGGCUGUGAGGUUCUGGCAGCCACGGUGGGCCAACUCCACCCCAUUCUAGAGGCCGUGUUUAUGGCCUCUGCAGAGCUCCUCAAUAAUCCAGAGGGAAAGGAGGCUAAGUACCUGGCCGCACAGUUCGAGAAGGUGAACCAGAAAUUGGAGAGCAUCCAGGAUGAGGUUGACCGCAUUGCACUGGAGAUGCAGCGCACCUCCCUGAACAAGCAGAACUUUGACCGUGAGGCACAGAUGAUCAGCCAGUAUGAGAAGUUCCAGGACUUUGUCAUUGCCAAGCCCAAAUUCAAGGAUAAGAAGAAGGACAAGUUUCUCAGCCACUUUGAGAACACAGAGGGAGACCUGAACCUGGAUGCCCUGUACAAUGCAGUCACUGGAGAAAACACCUCGGGGGACCCUAUGCUGGAGACAGUGGUGGCUACAGAGCAGAGGAGCCGUCGAGCUGUGGAGGAGUUCUGUGCCCGACUGAAGAAGCUGUUUAUUGUGGGAAUCAUAGCAGUCAUGGGCCAUGCGGCCCUGAAGGAUGGAAAUGUUGGGGAAGACAUGGUGAAGAAGUGGCAGGGGCGAAUGGAAGAUGUGGAGAUCCGUAUGAAGGCAGCAGUGGAUGACUGCACAGAGAACUUUGCCAUCCAGGCAAAGGAGGAUAUAGAACACCUCCUCCAAGAAAAGCAAGGAGCAAGUAUUGAGCCAAACUUCACCCAGUCGCUCUUGGACUUCCUUGCUAAAAAGUAUGAUUGGGUUUCCUGGUCUCUCCGGGUCUUCAGCCAUAGUGGGUUGUUUUUCUGGAACUGGCUGGCUGGCAAGAAGUACCACGGCCGAGGUGGUGGUGGCAACUUCUUUGACCUCCUGACAAAGAACAACAUCAGGGUGGUGAUCUCUUUCAGUGUUGAGCCCAAGCCCAUCAACAAGAGCCAGGUCCAAGAGCUGAUAGAGGGGCAAAAGCUUAAGGGAAACAUGGUGUCUGUGGCCCAGACCCUCUGUAAUGGCCUACCAAAUUGUGUGGUGCAUGCUGUCAGUCGAUACAAGGAUGUAGUGGAGUCCAACAACUUCCCAGAGGAGUGUUACUACUUCGGGAAACAUAAAAAGGCAUACCUAUGUGUUCACUCAGAAUAGCCAUUUGAUGCAGGAUCCAUCAAUCCAAUACUUAUAGAAAUCAGUGCAGAAAUCACAGUUUUUUAGAAAUGUCUGUCAUUACACACUAAAAGUUCCCCAGAAAACAUAGCUGAUCUAGGGUAAGUGAGGAAAUUUUUUUGACUGGAUUUGACAGAUUUUCCUAGAUUUUGUUGAAAACCUUUUUUUACUCUAAGUUUUUGUCCUGGAUAUUUGCUUCUUAUCACUAUACAUAUGAAUAGAACAGAUUUCUGAAUUAUUAUUCUUUUUUUGCUGUUACAAGGGUGUGUGAACCUAAAUGGUACUCUCAUAAGCCAAAGAGAAAGUAAAUGAAUACUUGUUUUCGGUGUCUUUCAAUGCUUCCAAUGGAACUAUGGAUGUUGGUAUAUCCAUAAUAUAAAUGACAUUUAAAUAUUUAGAUACUGUAUAUGAAAUUGUCAUGGCUCAAGCUGCUGGCUUCUCAGAAGACAACCCUGCGCAUUUAAAUGUUGAAUAAUGUAGAAUAAAACAUUGCAUGGAUAAUGUGUCUUAAUUAGUUCAAACUGGUUUCAGAAUCAAUAUAUUUUUUACUUUGCAUAUGUUGUCAACAAUAAAAUCUCAAUUUAAAUAUA